AUGAGGUGGCUUCUGUCAUUCGCAAAGGAAGUGGUCCAGUCAGCCGCGGCGUCCGUCGCGGCGAACGAGCUGGUCAGACUGCUUCCUUCCUUAGACCACGAUCUCGAGGUGCUGCGGACAACCCUGCUCACGACCCGCCUCCGCGUCGACAAGGCCGAGCAGUGGCGCUUCAAGAACCCCCACUUCGACCAGCUGCUGAUGCAACUGAAGGCCGCCUUCUACGACGCCGAGGACCUCAUCGCCGAGUUCGACUACGUCGAGCUGCAGCAGAAGAUCGAGGGCGGCCACGCAAGUCUGCUCCUCUCUUCUCCUCUCGAUUUCGUGAAGAAUUUAAUUUCCCGCGCUCCCGACAAAGUCCGGCAGUACCAGCGCAGGCUAGAUGAUGCUGCCACCGCGCUGGAGAAAGUAAUCGUAGAUUUAAACUUUCGCGAUGAGCCGAAGCGGUCUGACGUGCUACGGCGACGGCAGACGGGCUCGUUCGUUACCGAACCGGAAGUGUUCGGCCGCGACGAGGAGCGGGAGAAGGUGAUUGCCCUGCUGCUGCGGCCGGGCGGUGAAUCUGGCCGAACCAGUAAUAGUGAAUCUGUUCCUGCUAAAAGAAUCAAGAGAGACAAUGUGUCCGUCCUGCCAAUAGUCGGCAUCGGAGGGAUGGGGAAGACUACUCUCGCUCAAGUCGUGUUUAAUGAUCCGAGGGUCCGACACUACUUCGAGACGCGAAUUUGGAUUUGUGUCUCCGAAAUCUUUGAUGUUAAGAGGCUAACUAAGGAGGUGAUAAACAAUGUUGACCUGAGCCACCAAACUGACGGCAAGAAUUCAAGUUGGUCCCGAGGUAAUCGCAAGAAUUUAACUUUGUACCAAACUGGUGGCAAGAAUUUUAGUUCUCUUCAAGUGGUUCUCAAUGAGAUAGCAAUGUCGAAGAGGUUUCUUCUCGUCCUCGACGAUGUGUGGAAUGAGGACAAAAUGGAAUGGGAAAAGUUCUAUGCACCGAUGAGGAAUGGGUAUCGGGGAAGCAUGAUCUUGACGACCACCAGGUCGUCAAAGGUCGCUGAUAUAAUGGGCACCAUGGAUUGCAUCUUUCUGGAGGGCUUAGCAGCUGAUUCUUUUUGGGAAUUCUUCAAGAUACGUGCAUUUGGUUACGGGAAUGAAAAAGUCGAUCAAGAGCUGGAGAGUAUUGCUAAGAAGAUUGCUACCAAGUUAAAAGGAACCCCAUUAGCGGCAAAAACUGUAGGGGGGCUAUUGAAGGAGAAAAUGGAUGCCAAACACUGGAGGAGUAUCAUGAAUAGUGAAAUGUGGAAACUUCGACAAGGUGAAAAUGACAUCUUUCCCGCCCUGCAAUUGAGCUAUCAAUAUCUCCCGCCACAUCUAAAGCGGUGUUUCGCAAUUUGCUCCAUUUUUCCCAAAGACCAUGAAAUCGAUGAAGUCUCUCUAAUCGAAUUAUGGCUGGCGCAAGGCUUCGUCACAUCGGAAGAUAACAUGCUACCGGAAGAUGUAGCGACUAGGUACUUGAGUGAGUUGACAAGCCGGUCCUUCCUUCGACUGAGUAACCCAACUAAAAAAUACUAUGUGAUCCAUAAUUUAAUGCAUGACUUGGCAUAAUCUGUUUCAGCGCAUGAAGUUCUGAUGAUACAGAAUAAUAAAUGCGAACGAAGCAGCCCUUCUACUGUUCGCCAUUUGGCAAUAUUUGCCUCAUAUCUGGAAUCAAGCAUAUUAAAGGAAAUAGGUAGGUAUGGUAGGCUGCGGUUAGUUUCAAGCGGAAUCUUUUGUGGACUUGCCCCGACAUAUUUGUAUUUCAAUUUGGCUCCUGCAACUGGAACCUGGUUUACUCAA
Messenger RNA from Ananas comosus (pineapple), 1827 nucleotides. RefSeq names its product disease resistance protein RGA2-like. Gene Ontology annotation, biological process: defense response to other organism. Gene Ontology annotation, molecular function: ADP binding. The transcript has a single exon. The coding region runs from base 1 to 1596 and encodes 531 amino acids. The record is from RefSeq and is a predicted model, not a curated record. Lineage: Eukaryota; Viridiplantae; Streptophyta; Magnoliopsida; Poales; Bromeliaceae.